Messenger RNA from Dipodomys spectabilis (banner-tailed kangaroo rat), 1936 nucleotides. RefSeq names its product PC-esterase domain containing 1A (gene Pced1a). The record is from RefSeq and is a predicted model, not a curated record. Bases 439 to 1797 code for a protein of 452 amino acids. The transcript is spliced from 8 exons. Lineage: Eukaryota; Metazoa; Chordata; Mammalia; Rodentia; Heteromyidae.
GUUGCCGUGCCCCCGCCCGUGCCCGGGCUUUGCGCCCGCGCGGGUGGGCCCGGCCCUAAUUCCUACCCACUACGGCGGCCGACAUUGCGGCCUUCUAGUUCCCUCCGGCGUUGGGGGUCGUGAGGGGCGGGACAUGGGUGGCCGGAAGUGGGAGCUGUGAGCAUCGCCGCCUGGGGCGCCGAGGCCUGAGGCGCCGUCGGUGCCUCCGUGACGCACGCAUGGAGAGCACUGGGCGUUGGGCUGCGCACCGACGGCUAGCCGGGGCGUAUAGGCUCUGCGGGGCUGGGGCUUUGCAGAACCGACUGCCCUCCCGGGGUACGGGAACAUGAGGCUUGACCACGAGCCCUCCGCGGGCCAGGCGCGCGUAGCGCGGGCCUGCCCAGCUCGCCGGUGAAUUGCGCGGAGCCCCGGGACUCGCCCGUGGUUGUCGGUGGCGGCAUGGUCUUCUGUCUGGAAAACGAGGUGCCGCACCGCCCGCUGCGAAGCGCCAUGGUCCACUUCCAAGCCUCGGAAGUCCAGCAGCUGCUACACAACAAGUUCGUGGUCAUCUUGGGGGACUCCAUCCAGAGAGCUGUAUAUAAGGACCUGGUGCUUCUGCUCCAGAAAGACUCACUGCUCACAGUUGCCCAGUUGAAAGCCAAGGGGGAGCUAAGCUUUGAACAGGACCAGCUGGUGGCUGGGGGCCAGCUAGGUGAGCUGCACAACGGGACACAGUACCGUGAGGUCCGCCAGUUCUGCUCGGGUUCUGGCCACCACCUUGUACGCUUCUACUUCCUCACCCGCGUUUACUCCGAGUACCUUGAGGAUAUCCUGGAGGAGCUGACAUACGGGCCUGCCCCGGACCUGGUGAUCAUCAACUCCUGCCUCUGGGAUCUCUCCAGGUAUGGCCGCUACUCAAUGGAGAGCUACAGAGAGAACCUAAAACGAGUAUUUGUGCGCAUGGACCAAGUGUUGCCAGAUUCCUGUCUACUGGUGUGGAACAUGGCAAUGCCCCUGGGGGAGCGUGUCACUGGGGGUUUCCUUCUUCCAGAGCUCCAGCCUCUGGCCGGCUCUCUGCGUCGUGAUGUGGUUGAAGGGAACUUCUACAGCGCUACCCUAGCUGGGGAUCACUGCUUUGAUGUCCUGGACCUCCACUUUCAUUUCCGACAUGCAGUUCGGCACCGUCAUCGAGAUGGUGUUCACUGGGACCAGCACGCACACCGCCACCUUUCACACCUGCUUCUGGCCCACGUAGCCGAUGCAUGGGGUGUGGAACUACCCAGGCGAGACUAUCCCCCUGACCCAUGGAUUGAGGACUGGUCAAAGACGGAUCAUCCAUUCCAGGGAAGCCAUAGGCAGCCCCCAGACUUCGGGGAACAGCUGGCCUUGCCCCCACCCUCUCCUUUGCCCCCUCCUAUAUCUUUUCCCUACCCCCUUCCUCAGCCCUCGCCACCUCCCUUGUUCCCACCUCUUCCCCAAGAUGCCUCAUUUAUCCCGGGCCAGCCCUUCCCACCUCAUGAAUUCUUCAAUUAUAAUUCAACGGAGGACUUCUCGAUGCCAUCCAACUUAGGAUGUGGCCCUGGAGUGAACUUUGUGCCUGGCCCCCUGCCACCUCCAGUCUCUGGCCCUGUCUCCCAUGGUCAGCAGCGGAGCCCUGUGGUCGUCCGGGGGAUGUCACGCUGUGUUCCCAACAGCCCCUACCAUGUGCCAAGGAUGGGGGGACCUUGUAGACAGCGGCUCAGACACUCAGACAGACUGAUCCACACAUACAAACUAGACAGACGGGGACAUGCCCAUUCGGGAACAUGGCCUGGGUAGAGUGGGUGUUGGGCUUGGGGUUGGGUGUGCCAGUGACUCUUCAAGGCCUGCCUAGCACCCUAGGUGCUGGGAUAGGAUGUCUGCUAUGCCUGACAUUGAUCUUGUCCAUUGCUGUCACCAAUAAAGGCAUGGAAGGACA